UCGAGCUUCACACAGUUCCCUGAUUUAGUCCAUGAGGAACAGAGACCCUCUGAGCUGCAGGGACUUUAGAACCUAAACAACGGAGUUGCUGCAUCCUGAGCCUUAAUCUGGAGUAGCGCUGGAAGAAAGAUACACAGACCAUGUGCCAAAAUGAGCGCAGAACUGCAGGAACAUUACUUGAAUCCCAGAUCACAGAUCCAUGUAUGUCUUUCUAAGGGGCAGCUUGAUCCAAUGCAUGGAAAGUGCUGUCAUUACCAGGAAUGUAAACCAACUAUUGCCCCCAAACCAAACUCAAUCUCCAAACAGUUUCACUGCUCAAAUAAUUACCUGAGGAAACACAGUAAUAGAAACCUGAGGCCGGCUAAUUCAGAGCAGCACACUGAGAAAAUCUGUAGGAAAGAGGUACUUGGCCAGUGGGAGGAAUCAAGACAGAAGGACAACAUAGAACAAAAAAGGGAAGAGUCAGAAACAUGGAAUGAUGUAGAACAUAAAGAAAGAUCGAUGCAAUGGGAGGAGUUUACAGAAGCAAAUAAGAGAGAACGGAACAGUGCACUGGAACAGGAGGAGGAGUUAGGCUGUGGGGAGGAGCUGGCACAAGGCAGUGCGUUAGACUGGGAAGUGGGUGUACAUCAGGGGGAGGUAUUUGACUCUGAGGAGGGUGAGGGCUCACUGGAACUUCUCUCUGACUCCUGCAGUGAUGAGGAAGUGCAAGGAGUGGCAAGACAGCUGCAUAGAGAAGAGGAAGGGGAGGAAGGGUGGGAAGUGGUUAGGGAUGGUAAAACAGGAUCACUUUUGACUCCUGUUGACGUUCGCUUUGCAGUGCGGUCAACUCCACGCACACUUUACGAUCAAAUGGCGCACAAAGAUGGACUGAACAGAAACAAAACUCAGGCGUCUGUGACAUCGUCUGACAGAACGUAUACUGAUGGAAUUUUCAGUGAUGAAAUUUUUUCAGAUGGAUUGUAUCCAAAUCACAUUUACUCAAAUGGAAUUGACACGGAUGAGUUGUGCCCAGACAGAAUCGACACAGUGACCAUGUACCCAGACAUGUGCGAUGCAGGAGAGGCAUUGGCAGAUGCAGAUGGACUCUCUGAGUGUGAUCUGUUUGAGCCGAUUGAACCAUCUCAGACUUUAGAGUUAGAGGAGGUGGGUGAUCCUGGAGAUACUGUGAUGCUCUCUGUGGAAGAGGGUUCAGAAAGUUCAGGUGGGUCAUUGUCUGCCUUUGGGGAAGAAGGUGGUGAAGAGGAAAGAGAUAGAGAGGAGCCAAGUGAAAAUGGUUCCCAGUUUCUUAGGAAUUCUUCUCAGGAUUUGCCUUCUGGAACUUCUCAGGAUUCUCCGCGUUCAGAUUCCACGGUUUAUCCAAGGUCAGAGAGAGAAGCUGGAAUUCUCUCAGAGUCCUCUCAUCAGCUUUCUUCCUCCUUCUCUUCAGUCUGCUCAUCUGAGUCUGAAGUGACUUUUGAUGAAGCGGGAAGAAGUGAAACUAUUCUCAGCUACUGGCGUGAUCGAGAUAAAGCUGAGCCAGAAACUGAACGUACUGCAGUGUCCAUGUCCAAAGAAAGUGACUUCAAUACAACUUUUGAACUUGGUCUUCCAUGUGUCUCUUCACCACUACAGCCUCAAGACCAAACGUCACAUCAGAUGCAGCCUGAUGAACUAGAGGUAGUAAGAUCAAAUGUCCAAGAGGAUCAGUCAAUCAUGGCUACAGAGAGCCCUGUAGCUCACACAGAAGAGCAUGUGUAUGAGGAAACUGAGCCAAAAUUCCAAACCAAAGGCUUCCUGCAUACCAGGAAGUAUUUAAUGACUCGUUCCAUAUCCAUGGAACCACCCUCUAAUAGACUGGACCCCAUGAGCUCCACAGUAUCAGGAAAGGAGCGCUUGAUGCUACACCCUCAGUCCUACUACACUAGUCAUAAUUUUCUUGGCGAUAGCUUGCCAGCUCUCACUGGCUCAUUAGGAUGUCUCUCACCAGGAAGUCCUUGUCCUCCUGGUGAGCUAGGCAUUACUCCGGUAGACAUACCACCCCCAUUUGAGCUGUCAUCAAUCACAAAGCGGCCAAUUAGGAAAAGUACACCAGCUCUGCCAACCGAUGUGUCUGCCUCAUGCAGGAAACUUGACUUUGGCUUCAAACGUUACUUCUUGCCUCUGCGGUUUCUGAGGAAAUCCGAAAGACGGAGCUUAACAGAUAAUCGCUCAGUCUCCUCCAGAUCCUCUUCAGAAUCAAGUCCACAAGGCUCUUGCAAGAGGCUGAAUUUAAUCAGGCAAAAUAUGGGCAGCUCUGAGCUACACAGGGCACAUGAUUGUUCCUUGCCAUCAUCCCCAUCUUCCUUCCUUUAUCAGAAGAAUAAGCAGAAGCAUGGCCUAAGCACACCUCUCAGUAACAACAUAGUGUCUGCUAUUCCCAGUUCCUGGGACAUAGAUGACUUCCUUCAUUCCCCCUUUAUCAAGCCCCUCCCCUUUUCUAAACCUCGCUCUUUCUCUUCCCCCAAUGUUGACUCGUCAGUGUACGAGAAUGUUUUAAACCCAAGUCCACACUAUGAGAAUGUGCAACUCCGCCUCUUAAAUCCUUGCAAUCAGAACCAGCGAAAUCAGAGUUCAGCCAAUGACACGGAUGGUUAUGUGGAUAUGAGCAGUCUGCCAGGCUUUCAGAGCAAAAGCCAGUCAUCUGAGCAAGAGACGGAGAGUGCCUAUACUAUCUGCUCUCCUGCUGUGAGGUCAGAUGGAUCAGUGGGUGUGUCUGUAGGAGUGGCUUGUACAAAUAAGGAGGAGAAAAAGGCCUGGGAAAGACUGACUGUCACUUGUUCCAGAGCAUUUUACAGUGCAAAAGAGCUGCUGGACAGCGAGGCACAGCAUGUAAAGACUUUAAAGCUUCUGAGUGAGACUGUAGAUGCAGAUGAGAGGCUGGUGAAACUGUGGAGUGAUUUGCCUGCAAUUUGUAGCCUCCACCAAAACCUCCAUACCCAACUGGAAAAUCGCAUCAAGGAGUGGGAUCAGAAGGAGGGGAUUGCUGACAUCAUCCUGGCCAAAAAGAUGGAGUUUUCAGUUUUUUCCUCCUUCAUCAGUCACCAUGACAGCAAUAUGAAGUCUCUAGAGCAGAUGGAGAACACACAGUUGGACCUGGCCUCUCUGAAACAGCAGUUGCUGCAGGUGGUAGUGAGAGUUCUACAGUACCGCAUGUUGCUAACAGAUUACCUGAAUAAUCUUUCACCAGACACCAGCGAGUACAAGGAUACCAAAGAUGUUUUGGCAGUGGUCUCAGAUGUAGCUGAUCAGGCAAAUGAGAAGCUCAAGAAUGGAGUGGCUCUUUUGCGUCUGGUUCAUAUUGAGCACAGUGUUUUAGGCUUGAAGAAUUUACUACAAUCUGGAAGGAUGUUUGUGAAAGAAGGGACAUUGAUGAAGGUCAGCAGGAAGUGCAAACAGCCCCGCCACCUGUUCUUGAUGAAUGAUAUAAUGCUUUACACAUACCCCCAACAAGAUGGCAAAUACAGACUCAUCAACACUUUAGCACUGACAGGAAUGGAGGUGACUAAACUUAUUGUAGAAAAUGCUCAGAAUGCCUUGAAGAUUGAGGUGAAAGAUAUCAGUAUCACUCUGUCAGCAAGCUCUUCUAUAGAGAGGGAUGAUUGGUUUGUUACACUGAAUCGGGCGAUAGCUGACCUUGGUUCAUUACUGGGAGUCCCCACAGGCUGUUUAGAGUCGGAGGUGUGUCUUGGAGAGAAUGCUCCACCUCUGGUGUCCGUUUCUCAGAUAGCAGUGUGCAUGAACUGCCCUGUCCGCUUCAGCCUCACACACCGAAGGCAUCACUGCCAUGCCUGCGGAAAGGUUGUGUGCAGAGACUGCUGCAGAAAUAAAGUUCCUCUAAAAUAUAUGAAGAACAGACGAGCCAAAGUGUGCGAUAAGUGCUACAGUGAACUUUGCAAGCCUGACGGAGAUGUUGCCAUGGCAACGGAGAGCUCUAGUCGGCCUCUGUCUGCAGUUUUCCAGAACAUCCAUCCCACCUGUCUGUGGAGGGGGCGCAAAGGCCAGAUGUCCUUCAACCAUGUGACCAGGUCAGACGGGGAGAUGAGUGGAACUCUACAGAGGAGUCGUAACAGUAGGCGGAGCUGGAAGAACCUGUGGUUCCUUCUCAAAGAUAAAGUGCUGUAUGCAUACCCACAGCCUGAGGACAGGGUUUCCUGUGAGUCUCUUCCUCUGUUGGGGUUCUCAGUAAGGUCAGAGAGUCAAGGAGAGAGCAGUGUGUUUCAGCUGUACCACAAAACAACACUAUACUAUACAUUCAAGGCUCAGGACACACACACUGCACAGAGGUGGGUGAGCGCUAUGGAAGAAGCCACAGUCCUGUAGCAACUGCUGUCUUGGGAAGGCAGUUAUCUCCUAUGAACAGAUAAAAUCAGCACCUGGCAAGUGAAAAAUGCUGUAGCUUUAUCACUGCUUCAAAGUGAUGUAGUUGCCAAAUUUUUACAGCGUUAAGAGAGCCAAUUAGAUAGAUGCAUGCUCAGAGUUGAUCUUUACAGCAUGCCAAAUCUCCAACAAGGAGAAGCAACUGCAAACUGCACAAGCUAUUAUCUGUCUAUAUGACUGUUAUUUUUUGUAUUUGUGUUUUUUUUUAUUUUUCUUUUUUAUCUUUAUAUUUAAAUGUUAUUUUUUAUGUUUGUGCUUAUAUUUUAUAGAAGGAUCCACCUGCAAACAAAAUGUUUUGUUUUUUUCAUAAGAAAUAAACUUUUGAAUUGAAUCUAAAGGCUGAAGGCUCAAAACUCAAAACUGACCACAGUCUAACAGAAUGAUGUACAGAAUCAGGUGCAUUUUGUAUUUAUACAAUUAAAAUGUUUUGUCAGUGA
Colossoma macropomum (tambaqui) is the source of this 4835-nucleotide messenger RNA. RefSeq names its product FYVE, RhoGEF and PH domain-containing protein 5-like. Gene Ontology annotation, cellular component: cytoplasm. NCBI's taxonomy places the organism in Eukaryota, Metazoa, Chordata, Actinopteri, Characiformes, Serrasalmidae. Gene Ontology annotation, molecular function: guanyl-nucleotide exchange factor activity; metal ion binding. The record is from RefSeq and is a predicted model, not a curated record.